Messenger RNA from Gymnodraco acuticeps, 1577 nucleotides. It is a transcript of the gene ap3s1, whose product is annotated as adaptor related protein complex 3 subunit sigma 1. The transcript has 7 exons. Gene Ontology annotation, cellular component: AP-3 adaptor complex; membrane coat; intracellular membrane-bounded organelle. The record is from RefSeq and is a predicted model, not a curated record. Bases 245 to 733 code for a protein of 162 amino acids. Gene Ontology annotation, biological process: intracellular protein transport; Golgi to vacuole transport. NCBI's taxonomy places the organism in Eukaryota, Metazoa, Chordata, Actinopteri, Perciformes, Bathydraconidae.
CCGCCGUAGCAGGAGGAGGAGAGCAUGACUGGUCCUUUGACGUGGAAUAUUUCCGUAAAGAGACGAUGGAGGAGUAGCAGCGUGUAGCUCAAAAGCUAUCCCGUAUUAACCUUAAAUCGAGACAGGAUUUAGCCCUGAAUCCCACUCGGACCUGGGUUAACGGCGGGAGUUAACAGACCAGACUUUUCAGUCUUUCCCAGACUGACCCUUUCUGCUCCCCACCUCCCUUAGCUCAGCUUCAAUCAUGAUUAAAGCCAUUUUAAUAUUCAACAACCAUGGGAAACCGAGGCUUUCUAAAUUCUACGAGCAUUAUAAUGAAGACACAGAGCAACAGAUCAUCAGGGAAACUUUCCACUUGGUCUCGAAAAGAGACGAGAACGUCUGUAAUUUCCUUGAAGGUGGAAUGUUGAUUGGAGGAUCAGACUACAAACUGAUCUACAGACACUACGCCACUCUCUACUUUGUCUUCUGUGUGGACUCAUCAGAGAGUGAACUAGGCAUUUUAGACUUAAUCCAGGUAUUUGUGGAAACGCUGGACAAAUGCUUUGAGAAUGUCUGUGAGCUUGACUUAAUUUUCCAUGUAGACAAGGUCCACAACAUUCUGGCGGAGAUGGUGAUGGGCGGGAUGGUCCUGGAGACCAACAUGAACGAAAUCAUCAUGCAGGUGGAUGCCCAGAACAAGAUGGAGAAGUCUGAGACGUUUAUCUUUCAGUCUACAAGGCAGGACAGGUAGACACAGGCCGGUAUUGCAGGAGCACCUGCUCGUGCUGUAUCAGCUGUAAAGAACAUGAACCUCCCGGAAAUGCCCAGAAACAUCAACAUUGGUGACAUCAGCAUAAAAGUGCCAAAUUUACCCUCCUUCAAAUAGUGGCCGCGUUCCUGAAGCUGCAGAUGUCAGCCAAGGUUUACCGUGAUGCAAUCUGUUUACCAAAACCUCAAAUUGCUAACUUUUAUCAAAACUUUACAUUUUGAAGGUACUGUGUGAUUUGACACUCCUUGUUUUGUGUUCUCUUUUUGUUUUUCCUAUUAAAGAAAAAAUGUUUUAUGUGUGUUUUUUUCAGUUGGAAAGAAAAAUGAAGUAUUUAUUUAUUUGUGGUACAUUCCUUCUGCCUCGCUGGAGGUUGGCACUUAAAGAUCAGCUGCUACAGUUCAGAUCUGUGUCAGUUUGUAACUGGAAUUAUUUCACUGACUCAAGUGUUUACUUAGAAGACAAAGUGUGGCAGGUGGUGAGGUUUUGGUACAGUCUCAUUGGUUUGGUUAUGGCAGACCAGAGAAAUCAAUCAAUACAGGAUAGGGCAUGAAACUAUUUCCAAUACAAAAUUGGAACAGGUCUGCUACAGUGUUGACAGUCAUAAAUAUACAGCUUGUUUGUAAAAUCAGUGCAAAGAAUCUUAUUAUAUUACAGUUAUGCUGUGUGAAAGAAAUAUGGAUAUAUAUGCUGAAAUUUUUUUCUCUUUUCUUAUCUGUAUGAACAAACCUUUUUAAAUGAUUUAUCAUGUCUCUUGAUCUUAAUUUUAAACUGUGCAUGAAUUUUUUUUCCCUCUUCUUUUUCAACAUAAUAAACUGUCGAAACCCAA